Psilocybe cubensis is the source of this 1320-nucleotide messenger RNA. RefSeq lists its product as uncharacterized. The transcript is spliced from 5 exons. The record is from RefSeq and is a predicted model, not a curated record. Bases 1 to 1320 code for a protein of 439 amino acids. NCBI's taxonomy places the organism in Eukaryota, Fungi, Basidiomycota, Agaricomycetes, Agaricales, Agrocybaceae.
AUGCCAGUAACAUUCAAGGUUGCAGAACAUGACGCGAACCCUGUCAUGUUUGGGGGAUACGGCAGCUGUCAGAAUGCACACGACGUACUGGCUUCAACUUGGGGAGGUAAAUCCGGCGCAAAUCGCUUUGAAGAGCUGCUUCAAAGUUCUUUCCCUUCGGAUUGUCAUGACCUGGGGCCACAGAGCAAUGGUUUUGUGGACACCGUCAUACAUGCCUACAACCAACACCAUCACCUUGUCCUUAGGCCGGAUGAUGUGUGGAUAGCAAUACUUGGACAGUUUAACUUCUAUGUCAACGCCAAUGCGGAACAACUACGCUCAAAAUUUGUCGCGCACAAAGGAAAGAAGAAACUCACCGUAACAACAGCAGGUGAUCGAUAUAGUGUCAAUUUUGGUGACCUAGCGAAUCAAAUGACGCAACAGAUCCACAACAAUGUUGUCGACAAAGAAUUGAAAAACUGGAUACUUCCAGAUUUCUCUACGACAUCAUUUAACGACGUGGUGGUAUGCUCAGUCCUUAUGAUGGCUACUCUCAAAGCGUACUUUUCAUACGAGAUGUGCCUAUGUUGCGGCAUACCUUUGGUCACGCUUGAAGGUCAGAAGGAAGACUGGGAGAAACUUUUGAAUCGUUUGGACAAACUGGCAUCUUUUGGACGUGAACCAGAAGCAUGGGCGGUACUUUUGAAACCCAUCCUGCGCAGAUUUGUGUCCUCUUUUGAUGGUAAACCAGAUAUCGAGUUCUGGGGCAAAAUCUGUCACAUUGAUUACGGAGGAUCGGGAAGCGACUCUCUUUCAGGGUGGAUAACGGCUUUCUGUGUCUGGAGCAACACCGGAAAAUGGCAGGGGCCAAAUAUCGACGAAGUUCUGAGCCAUUCACCUGUUCAAGACAACGGCGCAUACAAUCAGGGCUAUGGACUUGUCCUGGAUGGUGUGCGAUAUGCGGUUAUAGACGACGAUAAAAUCCCAGUUGGAUUCUGCGAAGUCGACGUAGACUUGAACGAUAACGGCAAGCAUUUUGACUGUAUGAUGGUAUCGGGGCAUAUGGCAGGGCGUCUUGAGGGCCCAAACCGAGACACGUUGAGACCUGCUCCUGGGUGGUUCAUGUUUGUCAAAUACAAGGGCCCGGAAUCGGCAACCGCACAGUCUUUGUCGGACGUAGCAAACCCAGUGGGCAUGCGAUUCCCCGCUCGUUUUGUUCCGAUGAAGCCAGCAACAGCAGUAGUGUCUGAGGAGAAAGUGAAGGAGCCAAAGGAGCGGCGCCUAAAAAGAUGGAGGUCCGUAGUCAAUAAGUUAUUAAGAUUGAAUUCUCCAGGGAAGUAA